AUGCAGUUUAAUUGGUCUUGGCUGGGAAAAGAAUGUUUGUGUGCUGUGGAGGAUCAGGGGGAAUGCUGGGCAUGUUGGGCAUUUGUUGCGGCGGAAGCCAUUACUGCCAUAUACUACAUUAAGUCGAAAAAGCUGAAACUGUUGUCAAAACAACAUGUUGUUGAUUGCUUGUAUAGUGUAAAGCCAGCGCCAGACACUGUUCGAUACCAUGAAAGAACGGGAUGUUAUACGUGUCAUUACAAUAAAUACUUUCAAUUUGCAAUCGAAGAAGGUGUUUAUUCGGAUAGCUCAUAUCCUUAUAUGGCCAGGAGGACUACCUGUCGUAGGCUACCUAAUGAGGAAAAAACCAAAAUCAAAAAGUUUAAAAGGGUUAAGGAUCUUGGUUUGGAUAAAAAAGGAAUUGAAGAGUUAAUCCGGAAGCAACCCAUUUGUGGAGCCGUAGACUUAUUGGAGAGCUUUCAGAAGCAUUCAGGAAAGGAUAUUUACAUGGGUCAUACAGAAGAACCUGACAUUUACUUUCCAACUGGAGGGCGCCAUGCAGUAUUAAUCGUUGGUUUUGGUGUUGAGAAUGGCGUGGAGUAUUAUUUGAUCAAAAAUAGUUGGGGAGUCAACUGGGGUUAUUGGGGUUAUGCUCGGGUUAAGAGAAGCCUCGUUACACGCUUGUCUUUUCCCGUGCUUGAUGAAUAG
Molecule: messenger RNA, 687 nt
Organism: Solanum stenotomum
Lineage: Eukaryota; Viridiplantae; Streptophyta; Magnoliopsida; Solanales; Solanaceae
Product: ervatamin-B-like
Exons: 4
Coding region: 1-687 (228 amino acids)
Cellular component (GO): lysosome
Molecular function (GO): cysteine-type endopeptidase activity
Source: RefSeq, a predicted model, not a curated record